CCAGUUUCUGCUCUUAUUCUGGGGAGCAUGACGAAGAGUAGAUGAAUGGUCUAAGCUGCGCAUGCGUGCAGACUGAGGAGGCUUUAAUUCUAUCUCAGUGCAAACGGGUUGCGCGGGUGAGCUCCAUUCAUUGCGAUUCAGGGGGAAUACGGAUAUUGAUUGCAGUUUUAUUUUUAUUUUUAUUUGUAUUUUUUUGAGAAGCUGUUGAGAUUUCCCGGGGGCUCUGCAGGGCCAGACCGGUUGCCAGCCCGCAGGUCCUGCACAGACACGCACUGCUCCCAGUUUGUGUCUGCCAAUCUGCUGACUCGCAUCUUCCGCUGACCAUCACGCCAGGAUCCUGCGAUACCUGCACUCGGAAGCAAGUUCGGAUGUGGCAAGCCAACUGCAGGCGGAUGCAUAAUUUGGCGGACUGGAUAUCCGGGGCAGUGAUGGGAGGCUGUGUGGGGAGGAGUAGGACGGAUGGACAAGGGAGCGCCCGGAGCUCGACGAGGAGCAAAAAACGUGGAGGACGUAAUGAACCCCUAAAGAAGGAGCGUCCAAAAUGGAAGAGUGAAUACCCGAUGACGGAUGGCCAGCUGAGGAGCAAGAGGGAUGAGUUUUGGGAUACGGCUCCAGCCUUUGACGGACGGAAAGAGAUCUGGGACGCACUCAGAGCAGCAGCCCUGGCUGCGGAGUGCAAUGACCUGGAGCUAGCACAGGCUAUAGUGGAUGGAGCCUGCAUUACUCUGCCACAUGGCUCUCUGACAGAGAGUUAUGAUGAACUGGGAAACCGCUACCAGCUUCCAGCGUACACUUUAGCCCCGCCUGUCAACCUCAUCUCUGAAACGUCCAGUGAGAGCAAAGUUUCUGAAUCCACACUAAAACAAGCUCAAACCCCCCCAUGCAGACAAGAGUUCCAGCUGCGGGUGCGAUUGUCAACAGGAAAGGAUGUGCGUCUGUCAGCCAGCAUGGCGGACUCCAUCGCUGAGCUAAAGAAACAAUUGGAGGAACAGGAAGAAAUUGACGUGAUUCGCCAGAGGUGGUUCUUUUCUGGGAAGCUCCUGACUGACAAGACUCGUCUGCAAGAUACCAAGAUCCAGAAGGACUUUGUCAUCCAAGUGAUUGUCAAUGUGAACCCUUCAGUCAUAACUAACUGAGGAGGGAGACAGAGGGCUAUUAGGUGAAGAAAAGAGAGAGGAUGUUCUGGAGAGGGCUGGAGGAAUAGGAGUAGGGCUUGAAAUCAUUUUUCAGUUGGUACUGCAGUGGAUUUUUGUGUACAUUUUUAUAUAAGAAAUUAUUGCUUUUAUAUUGCUCCUUUUUGUAUUUUUCCUUUUUCUGAAAAGCACUGAAACACUUUAGAUUAAAAUUAGAGUCCUAAGAUGCACAUCCCAGUGUCCCUUUGUCAACUGAAGCUCUGUUGUUUACAUGGGCUCCCCUCCUUGUCAUGUGUGUUUGUACUUGUGCUUAUUGAUAAACUGAAUAUGGUUCACCUGGGGAUCCAUAUAAGAAAAUUCCAUUCAUUCUUUUUCAUUUU
Molecule: messenger RNA, 1513 nt
Organism: Xiphias gladius (swordfish)
Lineage: Eukaryota; Metazoa; Chordata; Actinopteri; Istiophoriformes; Xiphiidae
Gene: ubtd1a
Product: ubiquitin domain containing 1a
Exons: 5
Coding region: 369-1136 (255 amino acids)
Molecular function (GO): protein binding
Source: RefSeq, a predicted model, not a curated record